CACUAGACUCUUCUGUUUUCAUUACUAUAUUUAGUAAAAACCCGGCAGGCUUGUCAUGCUUGAAUAAAGUAACCACCAGAGUUGUCACUAUAAUUUUUAAACUAAAUAAUGUCAAUAAGUCAUUUUCAUCUCUGGUCACACUAAGCUCAGUUUCAACGCGUAUUUUGCUUGUAGUUGAUUUAUAAAUUUCGUUUGUGAAAAUAGAGAAACAGCUACAAUUAUGGCGCAAUUCGAUCUAGUACAUAUCAACUGUCAAUAUCUGGACAGACAUUUGACGUUUCCUUUGCUGGAAUUUUUGUGCGGCAAGGAGAUCUACAACCAGCAAGAACUACUGGAAUACAUUCUGGAGACGGUAAAGAAGACGAACAUGAUCGAUUACACCAUGGACACACGGAAGCGCUUGAAUCUUAGCCAGGAGAUGCCCGAAGAGCUAGUGCAGCAAAAAGCCGACGUCCUGGCUACGCUCAAGCAGUUGCAGAACGAAGUGGCGCCCAUCAUGAAGGCAACUGAUAUUCUGAAGGACGGCGAGACCAUGAAGGAUUCGAAAACAUUCGUAAGUGCCUUGCAAAGGGACUACAAUUUCAAAAUGGAACAUUUAUACAGCGCCUACAAGUUGGCCAAGUAUUUGUACGAGUGCGGCAACUAUCAGGAGUCCACUUCGUAUCUGUACUUCUGUUUGAUUGUCAUGGCUCCGAGCGAUAAGAACUAUUUGGAUGUUUUGUGGGGUAAACUGGCGGCUGAAAUUUUAACGUUGAACUGGAAUACGGCUUUGGAGGAUCUGACACGUCUGCGGGAUUACAUUGAUAAUGCCAGUUUUUCAACCCUUCAGGCCCUGCAGCAGCGGACUUGGCUCAUACACUGGUCUGUGUUGGUGUUCUUCAAUCAUCCGAAAGGCCGGGAUCUGAUCAUCGAGAUGUUCCUGUAUAAGCCAUUGUAUUUGAAUGCCAUUCAAACCAUGUGUCCCCACAUAAUGCGUUAUCUGGCCACCGCUGUGGUCAUUAACCGCACUCGUCGCAAUGCCCUUAAGGACUUGAUCAAGGUUAUCCAACAGGAGUCGUAUACCUAUCGCGAUCCUAUAACCGAAUUCCUCGAGUGCCUGUAUGUGAAUUUCGAUUUUGAGGGUGCUCGUCUCAAGUUGCACGAAUGCCAGACAGUCAUUCUCAACGAUUUCUUCAUUGUGUCCUGCCUGAAUGAGUUUGUCGAGGACGCGCGUCUAAUGAUUUUUGAAACGUUCUGUCGUAUCCACCAGUGCAUCACCAUUAGCAUGUUGGCUGAUAAGCUCAACAUGAAGCCCAACGAAGCCGAAUGCUGGAUAGUCAACUUGAUUCGAAAUGCCCGUCUCAAUGCCAAAAUUGAUUCGAAACUUGGCCAUGUUGUGAUGGGCACCCAGCCCCUGAGUCCCUAUCAGCAAUUGGUGGAAAAAAUUGACUCCCUGUCCAUGCGUUCGGAGCACUUGGCCGAUCUAAUUGAGCGUAAGAGCAAACAAAAAAAUCAAGAAUCCAUUGACUCCUGGAAAUAUUAUUAGAAAUGUGGCCUACCCAUAAGUUUUUAAGUUAAAUAUUGUAUUUUUAACGAGAUUUUGUCAUUUGAGGGGGAAUAAAACAACAAUCUUGUUCGCAUAAACAAAAAAAAA
Drosophila willistoni is the source of this 1633-nucleotide messenger RNA. RefSeq names its product eukaryotic translation initiation factor 3 subunit E-1. Gene Ontology annotation, molecular function: translation initiation factor activity. Bases 221 to 1525 code for a protein of 434 amino acids. The record is from RefSeq and is a predicted model, not a curated record. NCBI's taxonomy places the organism in Eukaryota, Metazoa, Arthropoda, Insecta, Diptera, Drosophilidae. Gene Ontology annotation, biological process: translational initiation. The transcript has a single exon. Gene Ontology annotation, cellular component: cytoplasm; nucleus; eukaryotic translation initiation factor 3 complex.